GGAGCCAUGAAAAUCUUUUUCCUAAUGUUUGCUGCCAUCAUUCUUCUUGCUCACAUUUUCUCAGCCAGAGGAGGACUUCGAAGACAAAUACUCUGUCACAGAAUGGCUAGUCGCUGUGAAGUCAAAUGCCUUUCCUUUGAAGAUAAACUUGGGGGCUGCAGAGCUGAACUAACACCAUUUUGCUGCAAAAAAAAGAAGGAAUAA
Phacochoerus africanus (Common warthog) is the source of this 204-nucleotide messenger RNA. Its product is annotated as beta-defensin 107A-like. The transcript has 2 exons. Lineage: Eukaryota; Metazoa; Chordata; Mammalia; Artiodactyla; Suidae. The record is from RefSeq and is a predicted model, not a curated record. The coding region runs from base 7 to 204 and encodes 65 amino acids.